GCUCCGUCCGGAUUCCCUCGUCAUUCCGGACCUCUGCCUGCCAACGUUCGGAAAAUGCAAAACCCUAAUAAAAUGUUGCACACCUGAAACACCUUCCCGCCCGACUGGAGACCUCAGAACUUCCAUCGAUGGCGUUCCUUGACACCAUUUCUCUCCAUGGCCCUACGUUCCUCUCUAAACCUCGUUCUCUACCUCCCAUAAAUCGCUCUUCCCUACCCUUCAUAAACCCUAGAAAACCCCUCCAGGUCGUCACUUGUACCUCUCCGAAGACUCUGCUUACCACCGAGCAAGAGUUCCUCAAGGCGGUGUCAGAAUCCGAAGACAAAAGCCUGCCCUGUGUGAGGUCGUACGAGAACGACUUGGCUCGGCUCACGUUGGUCGGAGCCGUAGAUUUUGAGCAGGCUCUGACGGCAGCUGCCGCCGACGGUGGUGAGGCUGCGGCUGAGCAUAUUGACGCUGAUAUGCCGGCCAUGGUGGUCGAGACUGUUUUCCCUGGUCCUUCCGAUGAGCACAGCACUGUCUCGACGCGGCUGUUUCUGCCUGCUAGAAAAGUAAAAGAGAGAGCCAAGAAGCUCAAAAGUUCACUCACUGAUGAUAUUUUGUCCAGCACCACAUCUAGAAAUAUACUUGCCAUGACAUUUAGGCAAGUAGUUCUACAACAGCUUUGGAACUUUGAAUUGAUGCUGUUUAGGCCUGGAACUGAAAGAAAUAUAGAAGAUCUUGAAAACCCAAGAGAGCAGGUUUCCAUAUAUUUCUCCCUCAGCUCCUCAGAUGAACGUGUCAUUGCUCAAAUUGCAGAAGUUGUUUGCGUUUUUGCUCUUGAAAGCACUAAAAGAAAUUUCUAUGAUAUCCCAUUAGGCCAAGCUUCAAUCAAUGUCUUCCAUUGGCUUAACAAGCCCAAGAGAAUUGUAUCAAAAGAUUCCUCUGUUGUCUUGUAUAAAUUAUUUGAAGAUGUGGUUGUAAAAAAUAUGCAGAGUCUGCUAGACAGUUUUAAUUCAAUAAAAGCAAAUUAUAAGCCUUUGGAAACAAAACCAAAGUACUUUUGGUGGACUUCAUCAGAAUACUCUAAAUUGGAAAAGAUUGGUGGCCCCAAGUUCAGUAAUUGGGCAAGCGAGUAUGUUCCUGCAUACAUGCUGCAAAUUGAUGCUGAUAAAAUUAAACACGUAAAGUUUGAAGGCUGGAAGAAAUCUGCGGAGAAUAGGUGGGAAGUUAUUUUGACUCACUACCAAAUGGUUGGACUGGCUAACAUUCUAGACAUCUUCUAUGAAGAUGUAUACACACUGCCUGAUAAAGAAUUCUCAUGUGACAUGGUUGCAAAAUUUACCAACUUUUCUAAGGGCAAGGUACUCGAGAGGUUCAAGAGAAGCUCUUCCUUGUUGAAAAUGCUGUCUGUCAUCUUUGCAAGUGGAAUUUUUCUCCUUGCCAUCAAUGUUCUGUGUCAACAUUGUCUGCCUCAUCUACACAGGGGAAGAUCAUCUCUCAGGGAACCUACUUUAUUUGUAUCAUCAGAAAUUGACUCUCCACGGUUUCAGUCUUUGGAGGCUACUGAGUUGGAAGUGUUUUGUGUUUCAAUUGUCAAAAAGAUCAAGGAUGCUUUAGGUUGGCCUGGUGAUAUAAGGACAGACAUAAAUGUUGGUGCGUGGAUUGGGGAAGUCCCCAUUUACUUGAGGGUGAGUGAAAGCGGCUUUUGCAGUGAAGACAUUUUAACUGGUUCCACUUCAUUAGAGAAAAGUAAAGCAGACAUGAAAGCAACUGCACAGGAUAUUGCUAGUUAUCAGGUGGUUUUGUCAACUAAUGGUAGGAUAGUGGGAUUCCAGCCAACAAGCCGAGUAGCUGUUAAUCACUGGGCAGCUAAUCCCUUAUCAAAGGAGCUAUAUGGUGGGAGAAAGCUUUCUCCUGGUUUUAUAGAAACUGGUCUCAAAACCCAAUGUCCAAAGGAGGUUAUCGUAAUAGAGUUGUUGAUUUCGAUAAAUCCCGAUGCACGCUUUGCACUGGCUCGGCCUGCCCAAUGAUUGCUGUUCGGUGAUACGGUGAAAACUAGUUCAUGCUGUUGAGAGGUUUGAAACUAACAAAGCUAAGUUAAAUUUAGAUUAUAUCCUACCACAGAGUUCUCCUCUGUGAAUCCCUAAACUUGCCUUUUCUUUUGUUCCCUCUAGCUUUGACAUUCCGUUAUUUAAAACUCCCAAACAGAUUGUUGAAACUUUCUCCAAGUCUUACAUAUGAAAAUUUUGGUUUUUGAAAUGUGUAUAGAGGAUGUUAAAUACAUUUGUUGUGACAUAUUCAACAAAAUUUAUUUAUUUUCAUCUCUCAUUACCAACUUUA
Malania oleifera is the source of this 2322-nucleotide messenger RNA. RefSeq lists its product as uncharacterized. NCBI's taxonomy places the organism in Eukaryota, Viridiplantae, Streptophyta, Magnoliopsida, Santalales, Ximeniaceae. The coding region runs from base 129 to 2012 and encodes 627 amino acids. The transcript has 8 exons. The record is from RefSeq and is a predicted model, not a curated record.